AUGUCGUUCGCUCUGGUAAUGAGGCGGUCGGGCCUCUCGAUGGGCCGCCGCAUGGUCCGCUUCGAGUCGACCAGCACCACAACAAAAGCGGCCGAGGCUACCAAGCAGGCCGCUUCGCAGGCCUCGUCGACCGCCUCCGAGGCCACCUCCAAGGCGGCCCAGGGCCUUUCGCGGGUCACGUCGGCCGCCGGCCCUGUCAUUGCCGGCGCUGCCAAGGGUGUGUCAGGUGCUCUGAGUCGCGUGGGCGGCCGGACAGGACGUCUGGUUGCGUUCGUUGAGCGUCAAUCCCCCCUCGUCGUCUACUACUCCAAGGUCGCCCUCGAGAUGGCCAAGCUGGUCGUCAAGGGCCAAAACAUGACCCCGCCUUCCGUUUCCACGUUCCAAGCCUACUUUCAAAACCUCUGGAAGCAGCUGCAGAAUCCCGGCGCCUUCCUCUCGAGCCUCGUGCGGUCCGCCAAUCCUCAACAGCUUCGGAACAUGUCAAGGACACAAGUGGCCGCUGGCGGUGUGUUGCUUGCCGAGUGCUUGGGCUUCUUCACCGUCGGCGAGAUGAUUGGCAGGUUCAAGUUGGUCGGCUACCACGGCGACGUGCACGCCGCUCAUCACUGA
Parathielavia appendiculata is the source of this 609-nucleotide messenger RNA. RefSeq lists its product as uncharacterized. Gene Ontology annotation, biological process: proton motive force-driven ATP synthesis. The record is from RefSeq and is a predicted model, not a curated record. Gene Ontology annotation, molecular function: proton-transporting ATP synthase activity, rotational mechanism. The coding region runs from base 1 to 609 and encodes 202 amino acids. NCBI's taxonomy places the organism in Eukaryota, Fungi, Ascomycota, Sordariomycetes, Sordariales, Chaetomiaceae. The transcript is spliced from 3 exons.